Molecule: messenger RNA, 1749 nt
Organism: Pelobates fuscus (common spadefoot toad)
Lineage: Eukaryota; Metazoa; Chordata; Amphibia; Anura; Pelobatidae
Gene: RNF182
Product: ring finger protein 182
Exons: 2
Coding region: 268-1071 (267 amino acids)
Biological process (GO): protein ubiquitination
Cellular component (GO): cytoplasm
Molecular function (GO): ubiquitin-protein transferase activity
Source: RefSeq, a predicted model, not a curated record
CACACUUCUCAGAUACUGUGUUCUGCUGAUGGAGACAACACAGGGAGAGAGGAGGAGGAGGAACAGAAGCUGCUGUGAACAAUUACCCAGCCAUAGCCCAAGAAUCCUCCACUUUGGAUAACAGCCGGAGAUGAAGUACGAUACAGAGAAAAGCACUUCAAAGCAAUGAAGAGACUCCCAAAUUAUUAUCUGUUCUUCUGUAGCGUUUCUGAGUGCUGUGAGUGUAGGGGAAAUGGUUCCUGAGAUAGAGACCUGGACAAUCAUUAUAUGAGCAUUGUUUUCAUCAAUUGCAAGCACAGCUACUUCACAAAAGCCUUGUUGACCUACACAAUGACUGGCCAACUUACUGAAGAUACAUCAGAAUCUUCCAACUUGAAUCCUGAUGAACUUGAAUGCAAGAUAUGUUACAACCGUUACAAUCUAAGGCAGAGAAAACCAAAAGUCCUGGGGUGCUGUCACAGAGUGUGUGCCAAAUGCCUUUACAAACUUGUUGACUGCGUGGAGUCCCCGCAGUGCGUUAUUGUAUGUCCAUUCUGCAGAUUUGAGACACGUCUGCCAGAGGAUGAGGUCAACAGCCUGCCUGAUGACAAUAAUAUCUUACUGAAUUUGGCAUGUGGUGGAAGAGGGAAGUGUUCUUCUGACAAUCCUACAGAACUGUUGCUAACCCCAAAACGUCUGUCUACGCUUGUAACACCAUCCCACAGUUCCACCAACUGCCUUGUUAUUACUAUCAUGGAGGUGCAGAGAGAAAGCUCCCCUACACUCAAUGCUACUCCCGUGGUAGAAUUCUACAGGCCUUCCACAUACGACCCUGUUUCAAUGCCUCAAAACUGGACCGUGUGGAAUUGCACAUCCUUGAUCUGCCAAACCUCUGUGCGUGUGUUUGUUUGGUUGCUAGGCUUACUUUAUUUCAGUUCAUUACCCUUAGGGAUCUAUUUGCUCGUAUCAAAAAAGGUAACUCUAGGGGUUGUCUUUGUUAGCCUUGUUCCUUCAAGCCUGGUUAUUCUCAUGGUAUACGGCUUCUGUCAGUGCGUAUGCCAUGAAUUUCUAGACUGUAUGUCCACGUCAUAGCUGACACAGAACAAGUAACCCUCUUAACACUGCAGAUUUUGUUUUUCCCAGCUAUAACGAUAGAUUCAUUUAAUUGCACUUUUAAUUAAUAUUUUGUAUUUGAAUCAAUGCAGAUUCAUAUGUCGCAAGUUUCUCUGCUGACAUUGGUUUUAGCUGUACUGCUGUUCUUAUACUAGAGUUAGAUUCAUUACGUCUUAUAGUUGUUUUGUAUCUAGACUUCAAGUUUUACUGAUACAAAAUUAGUUUAUAGACAAACUUGUGUGUCCAAAAAUAAUGUAGUAAUUUCUCUAAGCAAUGUCAAGUUAACGUUAGUGAAUAGAAUUAGGGACAGUAAUAUACUUCCCUGAUUUAACUAAGUGAGAUUAUUUGCUCUGAUUAUAUGGAGCCGAAUGAAUCUUGGCCAGAGAUGGCUAAGUUUGACACUGCCAGUAUUUGUGUACGGUAUCUCUCGUGAUGCUCAGCCAAACUAAGAGCUAGAAGAGCAUCAUGGGAAAUGUAGUUCACACAUGUCUGCACUGGCAGACUUAGUCAUUUCUGCCUUAGACUCUGUGAAUUCGUAUCAUGCUGUAAAUGCUGAUGAUUGUAACGACUCUGUAGAAAUGCUGGUGCUGUCACAAGAAUGUAAUUCUUAAAUAAUAUUUUAUUUCACUGUAUUUACUUGCUUCAUUUUUAAAGCCA